Molecule: messenger RNA, 2222 nt
Organism: Gastrolobium bilobum
Lineage: Eukaryota; Viridiplantae; Streptophyta; Magnoliopsida; Fabales; Fabaceae
Product: pentatricopeptide repeat-containing protein At1g08070, chloroplastic
Exons: 1
Coding region: 1-2214 (737 amino acids)
Biological process (GO): RNA modification
Molecular function (GO): protein binding; RNA binding; zinc ion binding
Source: RefSeq, a predicted model, not a curated record
AUGGUUGAAUCGUUGCUUUCAUUUUCCAUUCUUCACUUUCUUCCAAGCUCCUCCGAUCCUCCUUACAAGGUUCUGGAAGAUCACCCAUGUCUGAGCCUCCUCGCGAAAUGCAACAACAUCCAAACACUGAAGCAAAUCCACUCCCUCAUCAUCAAGACUGGCCUCCAUAACACCAUGUUCGCACAGAGCAAGCUCAUCCAGUUCUGUGCCCUUUCCCCCUUUGGUGACCUCUCUUACGCUCUCUCGCUGUUCCAAGCCAUCUCAGAAAAAGAACCACCACCCAACCACUUCAUCUGGAACAACCUCAUUCGAGGGCACUCGUUGAGCCCAUCUCCCAUCUCCUCCAUACAUGUCUAUGCUCGCAUGCUGCAUUCUGGGGUGAAACCCAAUUCUUAUACUUUCCCUUUCCUCUUUAAGUCUUGCGCUAAAGCGAGUGCGACCCAUGAAGGGAAACAGGUUCACGCUCAUGUUCUCAAGCUCGGACUUCACUCUGACGCACACGUCCACACUUCGCUUAUACAUAUGUACGCCUGUGUUGGUGAAUUGGAUGAUGCACGUUUGGUGUUUGAUAAUAGUACUCUUAGAGAUGCAGUGUCUUUCACCGCUCUUAUCACUGGGUAUGUCUCUCAGGGUUAUGUGGAUGAUGCUCGACGCCUCUUUGAUCAAAUCCCCACCAAGGAUGUGGUGUCCUGGAAUGCCAUGAUUGCAGGGUACGUCCAAUGUGGUCGCUUUGAAGAAGCCUUGGCUUGCUUUAGCCAGAUGCAGGAGGCAAAUAUCUCACCAGAUCAGAGUACAAUGGUGACAUUACUUUCUGCUUGUGGUCAUUCAGGAUCGCUUGAGUUGGGGAACUGGAUCAGAUCUUGGAUUAGAAACAACGGGCUUGGCUCAAAUCUUCAGCUUACUAAUGCACUCAUUGAUAUGUAUUCCAAGUGUGGUGAAAUUGAUACGGCUCGUGAGUUGUUUGAUGGAAUAGAGGAAAGAGAUGUGAUUUCGUGGAAUACUAUGAUUGGUGGUUAUUCUUACUUGAGUUUCUACGAAGAAGCCUUGGCACUCUUUGAGCUCAUGCUUAGAUCGAAUGUAACGCCUAACGAUGUAACCUUCUUGGGAAUUCUUCCAGCUUGCGCUUGCCUUGGUGCUCUUGACCUUGGCAAGUGGGUUCAUGCCUAUAUUGAUAAAAACUUUAAGAGCAUGAGCAAUACUUCUCUUUUGACAAGUCUCAUCGACAUGUAUGCAAAAUGUGGCUGUAUUGAGGUGGCGGAACAAGUGUUUAGAAGUAUGCAUUGUAGAAAUUUGGCUUCUUGGAAUGCGAUGAUAUCAGGGUUGGCCAUGCAUGGACAUGCAGAGAGGGCUCUUGGGCUUUUGUCAGAGAUGGUCAAUGAGGGAUUCCAGCCCGAUGACAUCACAUUUGUUGGAGUAUUAUCUGCUUGUACCCAAGCUGGUUUGGUAGAUCUUGGACGCCAGUAUUUCAGUUCAAUGAUCCAAGAUUACAGAAUUUCACCAAAAUUACAACACUACGGUUGCAUGAUAGAUCUCCUUGCUAGAGCAGGGAAGUUCGAAGAAGCAAAUAUUCUGAUGAGAAAUAUGGAAACAGAGCCAGAUGGAGCUAUCUGGGGUUCUCUGCUUAAUGCUUGCAGGGUCCAUGGACAUGUUGAGUUUGGUGAAUAUGUUGCAGAACGCCUAUUUCAAUUAGAGCCCGAAAAUCCUGGGGCAUACGUGCUUUUGUCAAACAUAUAUGCAGGAGCUGGCAGAUGGAAUGAUGUAGCAAGGAUAAGAACCAGGUUAAAUGACAAAGGAAUGAAGAAAGUUCCCGGUUGCACUUCUAUAGAGAUUGAUGGGGUUGUUCAUGAGUUCCUUGUGGGUGAUAAGUUCCACCCCCAUAGUAAAAAAAUUAAUAAAAUGUUGGAUGAGGUAGAUAAGCUUUUAGAGGAGGCUGGGUUUAUGCCUGAUACUUCUGAGGUACUGUAUGAUAUGGAUGAGGAGUGGAAGGAAGGGGCUUUGAGUCAACACAGUGAGAAGUUGGCUAUUGCUUUCGGUUUGAUAAGCACAGAACCGGGGACUACGAUUAGGAUCGUGAAGAACCUUCGUGUUUGUGGAAAUUGUCAUUCGGCUACCAAGCUGAUAUCCAAGAUAUUCAAUAGGGAAAUAAUUGCAAGAGAUAGAAACCGUUUUCACCAUUUUAAAGACGGGUUUUGCUCAUGUAAUGACUGCUGGUGAAACUUAAA